Messenger RNA from Cryptomeria japonica (Japanese cedar), 906 nucleotides. RefSeq lists its product as uncharacterized. Lineage: Eukaryota; Viridiplantae; Streptophyta; Pinopsida; Cupressales; Cupressaceae. The record is from RefSeq and is a predicted model, not a curated record. Bases 1 to 906 code for a protein of 301 amino acids. The transcript is spliced from 5 exons.
AUGAGCCUUCCAGCUAUGAUAACUGGAAAAGCGAAAGGAAAAUAUGGCAAAGGUUGCAUAGAUAUGUUGGAUGAAGAUUUGGUGGCGGAGGUUACAGGAUUACAGAAGGAAGGCACCAAAUUUUACAAAGAUUGCAAGUUCUCGGUGGAAGCUACCAAGAAUUUCCCUAAAAGUGAUGAAGAAAGGGCUCAGCUCGCUAAGAAGGACAAUGUGUCCUACUACCUCCCUCAUCAGGGUAAAGCUAGGGCUAAUAGGGAAGAUUCUUUGGUGGAAAAUGCCCACAUUUCUGAGGCUAAAGAAGACACGAAAGAGAAUUUUGGUUCAGAGGAGGAACAGGGGAAGGAGGUAGAUGAUAAGGCCGAGAGUGAGCAGAAGAAAGAGGCUGAGGGUGAGGAAGAGAAGGUGCAGAGAAAAGAGUAUGUUGAAGAACUAGAAGCAAAUAAUAACCCUUAUGUCUCAGAUAAUAGGAAUGAUGCUCAGCACAGUACGGAGGAGGGAAACCCUAGGUUUGUGGUCUUUGCUCCGGUUAUGGAGAACGCGGAUUCCAUUUUGAAUGCUGCCAGAAACAGUACUCUAGAAAUGUUCAAUUUCCAGAAAUGGGCCUUGAAGAAAUUUAUGGAGCAUAGUCUUAAGGUUUUGAAGGUGUCAUCUCAAAACAUGAAUGAUUUUGUUGCUUGUCUGGAGAAGAACAAGCAGAACAAAGAGAUGGUGAUCAUUGAUGAUGUGCCGGCCACCAGUUCUACUCCUCACUCCUCCAGACGCAAAACAAGGCAAACUACCAGUGAACUGGAGAUGAAGACUAAAGACACCCAUCAGAUGCAGGAAAACAAAGACCUGAAAGAAGUAGCUAAUGCUAUGAUGAUGUUAGUUAAGGACACAAAAGAGUCUAUACAGAUUUUCAUCUGA